This is a messenger RNA of Coprinopsis cinerea okayama7#130, 258 nucleotides long. RefSeq lists its product as hypothetical. The transcript is spliced from 2 exons. The record is from RefSeq and is a predicted model, not a curated record. NCBI's taxonomy places the organism in Eukaryota, Fungi, Basidiomycota, Agaricomycetes, Agaricales, Psathyrellaceae. The coding region runs from base 1 to 258 and encodes 85 amino acids.
AUGACCACGGCCAUGACUCACCUUUCUUCCCUACCCCGCCCCUCCGACUCUGCUGAGACCCAGUCGUCUCAAUCCGCAAACCGGGCGUGUCGGUCAAGCGUGACACGUCUUGUUCGCUACACCCCGCCCCGACGGCGCUCUUCAUCGGACACCGCCAACAAGCGGGUGCAGAAUAAGCACGGCACGUCCCGCGCCUCAUUAAGGGUCGCGUCAUUGAGUCAGCGGGCGACAUACCAAAUGGAGCUCUGGCGCCCUUAA